Messenger RNA from Trichomonas vaginalis G3, 600 nucleotides. RefSeq lists its product as uncharacterized. The transcript has a single exon. Lineage: Eukaryota; Parabasalia; Trichomonadida; Trichomonadidae. The record is from RefSeq and is a predicted model, not a curated record. The annotation marks the transcript as partial.
AUGGUUGACUUCAAUACUAUCGCUUCAUUCGUUAUAACAGAUGAAACAGAUUUCAUGGAGAUUGAAAUAGAUGGAAAGAAGCACGAAAUAAGAUUUCACAAUAAUGUAGAAUAUAAGAUGGAAACAUUAGCUGGAGUGUUAAAUGCUCUCAUAAAUACUACAAUAAACAAGGAUAACGAAGAAAACUUAAUGAAUGUUAAACUUAUUGCAAGAGUUUUGAAGUUCAGUUAUGUGAAGGAGUUUAAGAUACCAAGAAUGAGUCAUAGAGUACAACUUCUUUUGGGUGCAUACCAUAUGACAUUUCCUUUGAAAAGUGUUGACAAAACGAUUGAGAUGAAAUCUGUUCCAUACGUAUGUUAUGGUAAUUGUUUAUACAUUGAGUCUAAAAUAGCUAAUGUCACAGGUAUUUCAGGAGUUAAUAGUAAAGGUUCAGUAGAAUAUAAAUCCUUCUGUUAUGCAGUCAAUUCAAUGUUCAUUCCAAACGUUCCUGUCAUAGCAACUCAUUUAGGUAAAUGGGUUCGCAUUAGUCCUCAUAAUUUGAAAGACAUGCAAUUCAGACUUGUUGACUUUCAAGGAGAGCCUGUAGAACUGAAGGCACCA